Molecule: messenger RNA, 2122 nt
Organism: Cannabis sativa
Lineage: Eukaryota; Viridiplantae; Streptophyta; Magnoliopsida; Rosales; Cannabaceae
Product: UDP-glucose flavonoid 3-O-glucosyltransferase 7-like
Exons: 1
Coding region: 250-1707 (485 amino acids)
Molecular function (GO): UDP-glycosyltransferase activity
Source: RefSeq, a predicted model, not a curated record
AUAGGAUAAUACCGUAAAUUAAUGCCAACUUGUACCAAAUAUUACAACACCUUAUAAGAAACUCCACAUAUUAAUUUAUUAUAAUUAAUUAAAAACAAAUUUUAUUAUUUGAAAAAUAAAAAAAAAAUAAAAAAUGAGAAAAUGACAUCUCCUAAUUUAGAAAACAAAACACUUAACUCAUUUGUAGUUGUAAAACAUUAAUACCAUUUAGCCAAAAACCUUACCAUUUCUUCUCAAAAGAAAAAAAAAAUGGAAGAAACCAAAGCUCAUCAACUUCAUGUCUUCUUCUUCCCUUUCAUGGCUCAAGGCCACACAAUGCCAACCAUGGACAUGGCCAAGCUCUUCGCUUCAAGAGGGCUAAAAGCCACCAUUGUUACAACCUCUUACUACGCACAAAACUUUUCUAAAACAAUCGAGAAAAGCAGAGCCUUUUUAGGCACACAAGUCGAAGUCCUUACAAUCAAAAUCCCUUGUAGCGAUGUUGGAUUACCUGAAGGAAUCGAGAGUGUUCACAUGGUCUCUUCACCCGAAAAUAGACUCAAAUUCUUUGAAGCUUGCGGUAAGCUUCGAACCCAACUCGACCAACUCCUUAAACGACACCGUCCUGAUUGUCUUGUUGCCGAUACUUUCUUCCCUUGGGCCCCAAACGUUGCUGCUGAAUCUGGGAUCCCAACUCUUAUAUUCCAUUCCACAGGCUAUUUCUCUUUGUGUGCUUCUCUUUGUGUGUUUUUGUACGGACCCCAAACGAAGGUGGCUUCUGAUUCCGAGCCUUUUAGUACCAUUCCUAAUCUACCGGAUCAGAUCGAGGUCAACAGAGACAGACUACCCGUUGACUUUUUGAGAGAAGGUGUUGUUGAGAAUGAGUUUUCUAGUUUGUAUAAAGCUACUAGAAAAAUGGAAAUAGGGGGUAGUUAUGGGGUUCUUGUUAACAGCUUUUACGAGCUUGAAUCUGGUUAUGUUGAUCAUUACAGGAAGGUUUUGGGGGUUAAGUCAUGGCAAAUAGGACCCCUUUGUUUGUACAACAAAAGGGCUCGUGAGGAGGCUGAAAACUCUGUUGAUAGACACGAGUGCUUGAAAUGGCUCGAUUCCAAGACACCCAACUCGGUCAUUUAUAUGAGUUUUGGAAGUGUUGCUAACUUCAACGAUGAACAGCUUAUGGAGAUUGCAACUGGGCUUGAGGCUUCUGGGAAAUUGUUCAUUUGGGUUGUGAAGAGGGAGAAGAAAGAAGGGGUUAAAGAAGAGUGGUUGGGAGAAGGAUUUGAGGGAAGAAUGAAUGGAAAGGGACUCAUAGUAAGAGGAUGGGCACCACAAGUUUCGAUUUUGGAACAUGUAGCAGUUGGUGGAUUCAUGACACAUUGUGGUUGGAAUUCGACUCUGGAAGCUGUCUCUGCAGGGGUACCAAUGGCCACAUGGCCUAUUGCGGCAGAACAGUUUUACAAUGAAAAGUUGGUGACUGAAGUACUCAGAGUUGGAGUAGAAGUUAGUGCAAAGAAAGUUGUGAGAAGGGUUGGGGACAUUGUCAAGAGAGAAUCUAUAGAAAGAGCUGUUAGGAGGGUUAUGGAAGGAGAAGAGUCAGAGCUAAUGAGAAACAGAGUCAAGGGAUUUGCAGAGUUGGCUAAAAGAGCUGUUGAAGAAGGUGGUUCUUCUUGUUUGGAUCUAAAUAAGCUGAUUGAAGAACUAACACAUCAUCGUAGUAAUUCAAGCUAGCUAGUAAUGCUUUUGCUGAAAAGGGUUUAUGAUAUUUAGAGGUAAAAAUGAGCUUUUCUUCCCAGAUUUAUUUUUGCUAGUUAAGUUCAUUUUAUACAUAUUUCAUCUGUGAAAUCAUAGUUUUGUUCCUAUUUUCUUUUAUCUUGUCAAACAUCUAGCUAUACCAGUAAAUGACCUGAGUAUGGUUAGAAGUAACAAAAUGGGAAAUGAAUUAUAGUCCUUGAUCGUUUGGAAUGAAGUAGAUUGACCCUAGUUGCACUGAAGGGGCACAAAGCUAGUUUAGCUAAUCCUUUGUGAAGAAGUGGCUGCAAUUAUUUUCUAGCAGGCCCUAGAAAUGAAAUGCAUAAUUAUUGCAUUAUUAUCUUUUGUUCAUUUCUUGUUAAAUACUGAUAUUUGAAAAGCUAUUAUAACUCUA